This is a messenger RNA of Rhipicephalus microplus (southern cattle tick), 2830 nucleotides long. RefSeq names its product beta-1,4-mannosyl-glycoprotein 4-beta-N-acetylglucosaminyltransferase. NCBI's taxonomy places the organism in Eukaryota, Metazoa, Arthropoda, Arachnida, Ixodida, Ixodidae. Gene Ontology annotation, cellular component: membrane. The record is from RefSeq and is a predicted model, not a curated record. Gene Ontology annotation, biological process: N-acetylglucosamine metabolic process. Gene Ontology annotation, molecular function: beta-1,4-mannosylglycoprotein 4-beta-N-acetylglucosaminyltransferase activity.
UUUGUGCUGACUACGCUUUGGGCCAGCCCCAAUAUAUUGAUCAUAUGAGCUCGCGUAUUCAAAAGGCGUGCGCGUGUCAUCACGCUGGUUUCAUCAGUUGAAGAAAGUCGAUUUGCCGCAAGAGAAACGUCGCGUCGAUCGAAGCAGCCUGCAUACCGCCAGUGUGUGUAUUGUUCUAGAUAUCUCAUUUUGAUGCAUUACAUAUGCAUUCAUUUGCGAAUUCGCCAUCCAGGGCAUCAGAGGAUCGCCACCUGUUGUGUGUUACCAGCAACUGUAGCCAUGCUUCCGAGAUUUAAAACAGCAGUAGUCACACUGUGUUUUUGCGGCCUUGUUCCCGCGGCGGUAUUUUUUUACGUUUUUCACUCGAACCAAGCAGGGAAGUCGGUGCAACAGAGGAGGGCUACUACCGCUUCUACUGAAGCCGUAAAUAGAAUAAGAAAGCGAAGCUUUAGGCCUAAAGAAGUCACAAACAUGUUGUCAUUAUCAGCACAUCGUUCUCGUGGCAAUACAAGUGUGACGGCAGUGCCUCACAUGAGUGAAGAUAAAGUAAUAUGCUUCCAGGAAGGUACAGUACCCGUAUCGAGGAGCUCCAAGUGCAUCUGCAAGAAGGGCUGGCACGGAAGGGAGUGUUCCAUUCCCGACGCUGUUUGGUUCACUGAAGAUUUCGAGAGAUGGUAUUCGGAAGGUCUGAUCCGACGUCGUUCGAGGCCUCGCAAAAUAAUUAAUGGACUGGUCUUCAAUCACGAGCUCGACCUGCUGGAGGUUCGUGUACAAGAGCUCGGCGACGCUAUUGACAAUUAUCUCGUCGUCGAAUCUCCAUACACGUACUUCGGCACGCAAAAGCCGUUAUACCUCAAGAACAACCUUAGUGCUGGAUUUCUGCGGGAGCAUAAGCACAAGAUCAUUCCGAUAACUGUGGACUACUACAACUAUGCCGGAGGGGAUCCGUGGGGUCCCGAAAACUACUUUCGAACAUCUGUCUGGCACGAAGGCCACCGCCGGUUAAAGAAACUCCGGGAUGACGACAUCUUUAUCAUGUCCGAUGCCGAUGAGAUACCUAGCCGAGACGUGGUGGUAUUCCUGAAGCAUCACGAUGGUUUUGGCGAACCAAUCAAGCUGCGCCUGAGAUCGUUUACGUAUGGCUUCUACUGGGAGCAGAGCACGCCCGUUGAUGUGAGCGGUGUAUGCACGGUAGCCUACAUUCGAGAGGUUUAUGAAAACGACUCGCUGCGUCUCCGUUCUAUGCGAACAUUUGCACAAGACAACAUGUCAAACGCAGGAACGUUCAGCGAGUACUGGACCAUAGAGGGAACGCCACCGUGCUACGCUGGAUGGCAUUGUUCAUGGUGUUUCGACGUAAAAGGCAUUCAGAUGAAGCUUGCAGCGGCCCAGAGGGAUGACGGAGUGCGGUGGGGUGACAUCGCGGAAAAAAGUGACGCCAGCUACAUCAACUCUCUGAGGAAGAACGGCCUGCUAUUCGACGACAGCCCGGCGCUCACACCACGUGACCCUAACGAAACGGCACCUGCGUACGUCAGGAAAAAUGCUGAAAGGUUUAUGUGCCUGAUGCGACCGUAGAGCCCUAGUGCCUGCAUAUAUAUCACGUACAGCAAUGCGUUCCGUAAAUGGUAUCAUGCCGUGUAAUCAGUCAAGAAGAUGUACAAUGCGGAAGUCCUUGUACAUAGGUCAGUGGGUAAAUUGGUAGCUUGGCGCAUAUAACUGCGAGAGCGUUCAGCAUGCAUAAGGCGGAAGAAGUUCAUGACGUCACUUGUGUUUGCCCACAUAGACGAGCGCAUAGGGAGCAUGAAGAGCCCCACCCCUCCCCCACCUACUCAUGAAUAAUAAUGAGAGGCGCCAAGUCUGUCGCGUACCUUUACUCAAAGGGGCCUGGAAUGUGAUUUUUUCAAAGUACAGUGCGAUGACUAAGCAGGUUUUUGGCAGAACCGCGGCGGAGGACCCCUCAAGUUUAUUUUCGUGAUUCACUGCCUGUACCAUGAAAAAGAAAAACCAGAGUCAAAAUGAAAACCUUUGAGAGGAACAUGUCGUCGUUUUAUUGUCAUUCUUGUAUUCACUGGGAAACGUUUUUUUUUUCAAGGUGGCCAGGAGGGUGUGGGCACUGCAGGUAAACUUCACCCUUGUGAUGGAAAACCCUCCGCACACUUACCCCCGUAUUCACAAACGCCCCUCGCCUGAACUUUCACCCUUCACUUGACAGGGUUGAGCAGUGCGCCGCUGCUCGGAUGAAAAUAACGCUGCGUUACUCAAGAAUAGCAGCAAAUUAUACUGAUAUGCAGUGACUUCUUUUAUCUAGAGAUGGCGCUUUCAUCGCCUUUCUCAAGUGAAGGUGUAGCGUUCAGUGAAGGGACGUGCUUGAAUACGGGCCUUAGGUUUAUAUUAGUCGAAUGGUGCUCAAUACUGGUAGCUGUGUACCGUCCUUUCGUCUUGUAGAUGUAUAUAAACAGCGCUUUUUCAUGCAGUCGCCGCGCCGCUACACUGCAUGCUGCAGAAACGAGGUGAACAAUACGACCAAGGUCUCGGGGCAUAUUAACGCGUGAGCGUUAAGAGCUCGUUUCGCAGAAAUUCUUAUGAGCGAAAAAUCUUAUGAGCGAAUUUCUUAUGAGUUAUGAGCGAAAAAAUCGACCGUAAUCAAUAAUUCGAGGAAUAUGCAAAUAAAAUGUGAUAAAAUUUUUCGAUUUUGAGUUAGGAUCACAACCAAGCUGUUCGUGUGGGCAAGCAGUUGCUAAGACAGCCACACGUCUUCUUGCAAAUAGACUAAUAUUUACUUCCUCUGCUUGGAAAUUUAGUGAAUAAAACUUUCAUGCUUUACCAA